UUUAGACACUUUGCACGUACCGUGUGAAACAUAAACAUUUGUCGUUUGUAUUUUAUUUAUUGUAUUGUGUUCUUUUUUUUAAAUUAUUCUACCGCAAGUGUCUUGAAAAGUGAACCAUGGCAUCCAGAAAAAAACUCUUCGAAAUGCUCAAUCGAGUCAAAAUUGAAGAAGAACAGCAUGAAAUAUCAGAUAUAUCAACAAAUGCUUCAAGCACGGUGAGCUCCAAUGUUCAAAGCGGAGCUGGUCGUGGAAGAUUAUUUCGAUCUGAUCUAUUAGAUAAGCCGAUUAACGUGGUCACAGAUAACUCAACGAGAUCCAAUACACCAUCCGACUCUGGAAAUGUCUCCGGGGCCAGCAGUGAAUCGGCUGGUCUAAAUGCGCUUGAAAUAAAAGCAAAAAAACGAGGAGACAAUGGUACCCCGAUUUCCUUAGCCGUAAACUACAUUUCAAUCUCAUGUAAACCGGACAUAUCAAUUUUCGAGUAUGAAGUUAGCUUCGAGCCAAACAUUCAUUCAAAUAAAAUUCGUCGUGGUUUAUUGGCCGGUGUAAUAAAAGCUGUGAUGCCUGUUUUUACUUUCGAUGGAGUGUCAUUAUAUUUGCCUCAAAAAUUCCCAGAUAAAAUAACAAACUUUCGAACAAGUAAUCGUACCGAUAAUAUUCCAGUCGAAGUGGUCAUAACGUAUCGGCGCCAAAAGCCGAUGAAAGAAUGCAUCCAUUUCUACAAUGUUCUCUUCAAGCAAGUCAUGCUAAAAUUGGAAUAUGUGCAAUUUGGAAAGAAAAUGUUCGAUCCAACGUGUCCAAAAAUAAUACCGCAUCGACAGUUGUCAAUUUGGCCGGGAUAUGUCUUUGCUUGUGACGAAUUCGAUGAAGGUUUAAUGCUACAAGUGGAUACGUCGCAUCGUGUUUUGUUCGAUACCAAAGUGUCGGAUAUUUUGCGAAGAAUUCAAAUGAGCUGCCAACAACAUCCUGGACAAAAUUUCAAAGAUUUAGUUUUGAAAAGUCUUAUUGGUACUGUCGUCCUGACUCCAUAUAAUAAUAAAACAUACACUAUUGACGAUGUGGAUUUUACACAAUCGCCCAUGAAUACAUUCAAAGUGGCCAACGACAAAGAAACGACAUAUGUUGAUUACUAUAAAAGGAAUCAUGGCGUUGAUAUUCAUGAUCAUGACCAACCGUUGUUGCUAUCGUAUAGAAUGCGAAAAAUGAUGGCCAAAAAUGGACACGUUCAAGAGGAGCAGACAACCGUUUGUUUGAUUCCAGAACUGACUCAAAUGACCGGAUUAACCGAUGAAAUGAGAAAUGAUAGAUCGGUAAUGCGUGACCUGGCAUCAACCACAAGAAUGAAUCCAAAUCAGAGAAUCGAAGCUGCACAAAAGUUUAUUGAAAAGGUUAAUCAAACACCGUCAGCCAGAGAAGUGCUGGACAAGUGGGGAUUGCGAUUAACAGAUGAUAUAUUGAGAGUCCAAGGUCGUCAAUUGCCUGCAGAGGCAAUAAAAUUCGGCAAUAAAAUUAUUGAAAAUGUUAAGGGUGACUUUGGCAAUCAAAUUGGCAAUGCAGUACUAUUUGAAGUUGUUGACUUGAGUGAAUGGAUGUUAAUCUAUACGCGACAGGACACAAAAUACAAGGAGGAAUUUCUCGACAAUGUCAGACGAUGUGCUGGGCCGAUGGGCUUGCGAUGGAAAGACCCUAUUCAGCAUAUGCUUAAAGAUGAUCGAACCGAAACCUAUGCGGUCACAUUGCGCAAGCAUGUUCAUCCAAAUCUGCAAAUGGUUGUAUUCAUUUGCCCAACUUCCCGUGACGAUCGUUAUGCAACAAUUAAAAAGAUUUGCUGCGGCGAAAGACCCGUUGCAUCACAAGUUAUAAAUUCCAAAACUUUAUCAAACCAAGCAAAAAAUCGUUCGAUCGUUCAAAAGAUAUUGAUGCAAAUGAACUGUAAAUUGGGCGGAUCGUUGUGGACCAUCAGAAUACCAUUUAAAAAUGUAAUGAUUUGUGGCAGCGAUACCUAUCAUAAUCCAAGUAAGAAGGAAAAAUCCGUAUCUGCAUUUGUUGGAUCACUCAAUGCGACAUACACAAAAUGGUAUAGUAAAGCAACAAUCCAAGCAAGUCGCGAAGAACUCUCACAUGGUCUAGCCAUUUCUGUGGAAAAAGCAUUGAUGGCAUAUAAAGAAUACAACGGGGUUUAUCCCGACCGGAUUGUCAUGUAUCGUGACGGCGUUGGUGAUGGCCAAUUUGCAUUGUGCAAAGAAUUCGAAUUCAUACAAAUAAAAAAUGCGUGCCGUUUGAUUGACGCCAACUACAAUCCAUCAGUGACCUUCAUUGUCGUUCAAAAACGCGUCAACGCUCGAAUUUUUGCGGUUGACGAGAGGAGAAAUGAUUUUGAGAAUCCGCCGCCUGGAUGCGUUUUGGAUCAUUCUAUAACUCGUCGUGGAUUAUUCGAUUUUUAUUUGGUGUCACAGCAAAUGAGACACGGCACAGUCACACCGAGCCAUUACGUUGUAAUCGAAAAUGAAUGCCAAUUAAAUCCCGAUAUUCUGCAACAAUUGUCAUACAAACUCACCUAUCAGUACUUCAAUUGGCCGGGCUCAAUUCGAGUUCCAGCGCCUUGCCAAUACUCGCACAAGCUGGCAUUUUUGGUUGGAGAAUCCAUUAAGCGAGAAGCAUCCGAAGAAUUAAACGAAAAACUCUAUUAUCUGUGAACAUAUCGACCACCAUUUUUUCCAUUGCUCUCAUUUUCAUUUAAAGUGAUGUUUUUUUUUUCAAUAUUUCCUCCUGUUUUUAAUUGAAUGAUAUUUUUGUAUAGAAAGGAUGAUAGAUUUUAAUAAUUCUUUAUUUUUCUGUAUAAAUUGACGUUUAUAUAAAUAAUGAAUAAAAAA
Contarinia nasturtii (swede midge) is the source of this 2873-nucleotide messenger RNA. Its product is annotated as protein argonaute-3-like. NCBI's taxonomy places the organism in Eukaryota, Metazoa, Arthropoda, Insecta, Diptera, Cecidomyiidae. The coding region runs from base 117 to 2696 and encodes 859 amino acids. Gene Ontology annotation, cellular component: P granule. Gene Ontology annotation, biological process: regulatory ncRNA-mediated gene silencing. Gene Ontology annotation, molecular function: protein binding; piRNA binding. The record is from RefSeq and is a predicted model, not a curated record. The transcript has 10 exons.